GAGACAGAGAGACAGAGAGAUAGAGAGAGAGGGAGGGAGAGAACAAGGGGAGGUUUCAGACUUUUAUUAUCGCUCAUUUGGACCGAAGCGUUUUUAAUACCGGCCAUGUCGGAGAGUAUUGUGAGGAAGGUCCAGUCCUUCACUAUUGGGACCAGGCUCUCAGUCCCUGCGGUGCCAAAAUGCACAGGUUUCACACAGGGCUACCUGCAGAACCAGACUUUGGAUAACUGCUCGCGCCAACACAACUUGAACGAGCGUGUGACCCUCUACCUCAGCCGGUCCCAGGUGCGAGCGGGCGCCUCCCUGCUCCCGCUGGCACGCAGGGACCCCCCAGCCAGGCAGCAGGAGGACAUGGCAGCCGAGGACCACCUGAACAGAAACGCUGUUUCUCCCAACACUGUCUCCAGAUCCAUCCGGAAGAUCACCAUCUCUGGGAGCAAGGAGGACAGAGCGAGCAAAGCCGCUGUGGGACAUCAUCGACCCGCCAUCGCGGCAUCUCCCAAAACGGAGAACAUAAACAACAAUAAUAACAUCACAACCUCAAACUCCCAGCUGCCCAGGAUAGUUGGGGUGAGCUGUGAAAAUAAACCCAGUUCUCAAUUUAAGGUUUUGCUCAGGAAGACCAGCUGUGAUGAGAAGCAGGCCAGCCCAGUUCAGGAACACACCUCAGUACGAGGGAACAGAGAGGAAACUGUCCAACAGACUGCAGGGCCUGGAGCUCGCUCGCCCCAAAAAGACCAGCCGAGGAGAGAGAGUCCAUCGUCCACGCUCAGAGACGGCGCGACAGUCGCUGACUCCCAGAGUGACUGUUUCAUCCAUCGCACCUCCCUGUUCAGCAGAGAAGUCCUGCAGGCAGAAGCUUGGAUCAGAGCGAAGCUGCAGGACCUGAAGGAUGGGGGGACGCAGCACUGCCUCCUACAGGACAGGCAGGAGACGCUCCACAGGGACCUCAGGGACUUUGAGAACACCCAUAUCCAGCUCACCCAGACAGGACAACAGCUCACCUGCCAGCUGAACCCCUCUGCAGACCACAUCAGGAAGCAACUCAGCCAGCUCAAGGACCAAUGGCAGACCUUAAAACAAACAGCAGACAGUCAGUCCAGGGCAGUGGGCGGUGCCCGGAACCUGCAGGAGUUCAACAAGAAAGUGGACAAGCUGGAGGUCUGGAUAAAAGAAAAGCAGGAGGAGUCGUCCCUGGUGAGCCUGCUCGGAGGGAACAUGGACAAGAUGCAGCUGACCAGGAAAAUCAUGGACUUGAAGCAGGAUGAGCAGCUUUACAGGAGCCUGCAUGAGGAGGUCAACCACCUGGCCCUGCAGCUGGAGAAACAGGGGAAGGCCGAGGGCAGGAACAUCUCCGCCAGGAAAAAACACCUCAACAAGAUGUGGCUGAAGAUCCAGUCUAAUCUGAAGGACUUUCAUGAGCACCUCCAGCUGGCUCUGGAGGUCUCCUCCUUUUACCAGCAGGCAGACAACAUCCUGUUUGACAUCAACAACAUGAGGAAAAGCACUUCCAAAGCCCAGGAGACUAAUGGGGAUAGAGAGGUCCGUGAGAUAGCCAGCCACAUCAUGAUGCUGGACGUGAGCGCUUCUCAACUGUCCAACCUCCACCCUGUCCUGGUGGCUCAUGUGGCUCACAAGCAGACAGAGGUGAAGGAGAGUUGGGCGCUCCUCCAGAAGGCUAUCAGGAGCUCAACAUUCACCAGGGAAGACUCCGACCCCACGACCCCAGCCAGAGAACUGCAGUGCACCCUGGGAAUUGAGGCGCACAGGAUCCUGGGAAAAGAGGUGAAAGAGGAGCAGAAUUGUCUGAAAGGCUCUGUGGCUGGAGGAGGUGGAGGUGUCUGCGAGGGCAGCAGGAGAGACCUGAUCUGCCCAGAUGAGGACCAGAGGACGUCCUCUCUCCCUGGAGACGCCCCGGCAGGUGUCAUCACCAGACGUCCGUCAGACUGGGAGAGCAGGAAACAGAGAGGCGAGCCACGGGGUUCAGGGCGGGCGCGAGGCCACACACAGCUCCCCCACACACAGCUCCCCCACACACAGCUCCCCCACCAGCUCCACAAGUUCACCCUGUCUGCAGACAAGACCCUGUCCUGGCUGAAGGACAACGUUGCCAUGGCCAUGCAGGUGUGCUCCCUGGUGGGUGAGGAGGGUGUGGAGGCGGCCAGGAGGCGUCAGGACCUGCUGGAGCAGGAGAUCCUCUCCAACAGAGCUCGCAUCGAGGUGGUCAAGAAGGAGGGCCGGGGCCUGGUGCUGGCCCGACACCCUGGCAGCGCCAGGAUCCAGAGCUUCCUGGAGCAGCUGGAAGGGCUGUGGGACGAGCUGAGCAGGAGACACCAGAGGAACGCAGCCGUCCUGCUGGCCUCAGAGGAGCUGGGCUUCAGAGCUGUGAAGGUGCUGCAGACGCUGGGCAGCCUGGAGGCCUGGCUGGAGUCUGUGGAGCUGUCCAUGAGGGAGUCCUCCCUGGCCGGGGACCCCGAGACCAUGAGCGUGGCCGAGCGGGAGAGCCGUCUGCUGGAGAGGGAGGUGGCGGAGCGGGGCCUGGAGCUGGGAGCCCUCCGGAGGGAGGUGGACCGGCUGAGCGGCCAGAGACACCCCCACACAGAGCAGCUCCCAGCCCGCAUGGAGCAGCUGGAGGACAAGUACCAGCGUGUCCAGAGUGCGCUGACCCAGCAGAGCUCAGAGCUGCAGGACGCACGCAUGCUGACAGAGUUCCUGGAGCGGGUGGAGCUGGAGGAGAAGCAGGCGGGCAGGAGGAGUCCUGACAGCAGCUCAGAGCAGCCUCUCUCUGGAGAGCUCGUCUCCACGGCAGCCUUGCUGGGCCUGCAGCGGGCCGGGGGAGCGCCCCUGCUGCAGAGCAUGGGAGACCCUGUGGAGGAGCUGCGUGAGGCUGUGGAGAUGCUGAACCACACGGUGAGGGAGCGAGGCCGGACCCAGAGCCACAACCAGGCUGUCCUGGAGCUGCUCAGCAGGCACGCAGGCGUGGCGCUGCGUGUGCAGGAGCGUGUGGCCAGCAGCAGGGAGCUGGGCGAGGCCGUGCUGCAGCGUGAGGCGGACAUGGUGGUGAAGUGUGAACCAGAUCACUGUGGCCUGGAGGGACUGCAGGAGGAACAGCACCAGCAGGAGAUCGACUACAAGGCCAUCAAAGUUGAGGUGGAGGAGAUGGAGAGGCAGGGCUCUCGCCUGGAGGAGCUGUGCCCAGAGCGGGUUCACCUGCUGGGGACGGAGGUCCAGGCUACCCUGCAGGCCUGGGCGGAGCUGGGCCGGAACGUGAUGGAGAACAGAGGGCGACUGCGGCAGUUUGUUCAUCUGCAGGACUUCUUCAGGAACUACCUGGGGAUGAUAUCCUGGACAGAAGACACGCGCUCCUGCAUUUUCUCAGACAGCAUGUUGCAUCUUGGGAAGGACGGCCAGGAGCCUGUGGCUGCAGAGUUGGACCUGCAGAUCCAGCACAAGUUUGAGGAGUUUGAGGAGCUGGCCGCGGCGGGAAGGGACCUUCUGGAGGCCGAACACCACCUGGCUGAGACGAUCCGGGAGCGCGUGGAGGAGCUGAGGAGCAUGCUGGGAUGGAUCCUGGUCCACUGGAGGACUCAGAAGCAGCAGUGGGAAAGAAGGAGCAGGAAGGAGAAAGAGGAGGAGUCAGGAGACAACAUCUACUCUGAGACCACAGUCUGUUCUCCACUGAGACCGAACAAGGCACCUGAGGCAGACUGUUCACAGCUGGGUGUGGUGGGCGAGGACAGACAGAGGCCUUCAGACAGUCAUCCCUCUCUACUGACCUCCAGGAUGGAUGAGCAGCAGGAUGAGGAAGAGCUGGAUGAUGGUUAUGAGGUCAUGAACAGCAUCGGCCCCCGGUGUUCUGUGGUCACAACCCUGGAGAACCGCAGCUCCCCCGCCCUGGUGCUGAGGGACCCUGGCUCGCCCGCCCUGGUGCUGAGGGACCCUGGCUCCCCCGCCCUGGUGCUGAGGGACCCUGGCUCGCCCGCCCUGGUGCUGAGGGACCCUGGCUCGCCCGCCCUGGUGCUGAGGGACCCUGGCUCGCCCGCGCUGGGGGCCACGGUGAACCUCAUCCUCAGCUUCUCUAACCCUGACGGCCUCCAGCAUCCGGAAGCGUCUCUCAGCAGGGGGGAGGAGAGCCCUGAACCUCUACACAGGCCCUCUGCCCCUCUACCCUCUGCCUGUAAAAGCUUUUGGAGGCGUUGCCAGGGGCUUUUGGAAAAUACUUUUGGUAGUUUAAAGCGCAAGAAAAAGAUUUAUCGCCAGAGUGCGGAUGAGGUGAGUACCUACCUGCAUGUGAAGGACAACAACCUGGCUGUGUCUCCACUGUAUGAGAGCAUCACUCUGCCUCACCUUCACGGCAAGACCCACCUAGCAGCCUCCUGCUCCUCCUCCUCCCCACCCCCCUCCUCCUCCUCCUGCCCCCUGCCUCCCACCAGCAGCGUGUCCUUCCCCUCCCUGCCCCUAGGGGGCACCAGCAGCAUGUCCUUCCCCUCCCUGCCUCUAGGGGGCAGCAGCAGUGCCUCCCUCUUCAGCAGCCUGAAGAGGAGACGCAAGAAGAGGAAGAGGAAGAGAGAUGACCGACGACACACCAUCCAGAGGAUCAUGGGAGGGGAGGGUGCGGGGGAGGAUCUGGCCCGCGGGGGGGAGAGCGUCUCCUACGACACGCAAACAUGGCCGCUAAAGGAGGAGUGGAGGAGGAAGGCUGGGGCGAAGCCUCCAGGCUCUGGAGCAGAACUCCCAGACUACCUGAGGAACCGGCUGGCCUGUGACAUCGACGCGGAGGGUUCCGGAGAGUUCAGCAUCACCCCGUAUGCAAUGUCAGAGGGGACACCCGCCCCACCCCCACAGGUACGGAGCCACUGCAGGUUCCUGUCUCUGGGGUCUGUGUUGACCUUCGACCUCCCGAAAGACAUGAGCCUCAUCCCCAGCCUCCAGGAUGUCAUCACCAUCGGGCCCCCAGAGGCCAGGAGGGCGGAGGGGACGGCCUCACACCCGGACAGGCCUGCUGCUCUGAGCUCCUUCAAGCAGGGCAGGGCUCCUCCCUCAGUGAAAGCAAGCCAGCCUGAGGAGAGCUCGGCAGACUGUCACAACACACAGACACAGACAGUCCUACUGUUACCUGACGUGGAUGAAGCCCUCCCACCCCCUCCUCUACGGGGGGAAGAUCAGACUGUACAGCAUGAUGACCGAGCUGACGGCCGGCUCAGGUGCUCUGGGAUGGUCAGUCUCCACGAGGAGGCUGAACAGGGAUGGGCCAGGAAGGCCGCUGAGCGUGACCCCAGGAAACCCUCUCCACACACCUCUCAAGCUGAGAGGUCCGUUCCAGCGCACCAGCCUCCCGCUCCCUGCCCUGGCUCCCUCUCCCAGGGGGUCUGUAUCCUCUCCCUGUCCCAGGUCUCUGACCUCGCCAGCCCCCACAGCGCCCUGGCAGGGAGCCCCAGGGGCCAGUGCAUCCAGGCCUCCCUGGUGGUCAGCCUGACUUCCAGUAGCAGAGCUGCCGGCAGAGACGACUCUGUGGACUCUGGCGUGUCCAGCUCCGGAAGUGUCCCCCGCGCUGGCACUCCUGACGACCCCCCGCCCGGGGGUGUGGUGGGCAGGGUGGCAGCCCUGGAGGUGGGGGGUCUGGACUGCGGAAAACCUAGGAUGAACCCAGCCUCAGUCCCGGCCUCGGCCUCAGUAGAGGCUGACCCCAUCCACCCAGACCACCAGCAGUUUGAGGAGGAGGAGGAGGAGCUGGAGGAGAUCUGGACCCGAACCCCUGGCCUCCGUCAGAGCAUCUGCUCUGACAUCAUGUACCAGCCCCACCAGGAGGAGGAUGAGGGUGGGCAGGGCCCCCCCCUGGCUGCCCCCAGAGAGCCCCCGUCCCCCAGGACCCAGCCUGGCCUGUACAGGAAGCUGGUCACAGCCUCUGCACCCAACCUCCUGGUGGCUGAGUUCACCCUGCCCUCCUCCGGCCAGCACAGCCCCAGAGCACAGCCCCCUGCCCUGGGGAAGAGAGACAGGAGGUCCUGGGCUGCCUUCCCUGACCACCAGCAGCCCUGCAAGCCCUCAGCACUGGUUAGCGAAACUGCUGCAGACCCAGUGAAGCUACCAGAUAUACAGGACCAGAAAAGAUAUAUUUACCAAUAUAAAGAGGAGGAAGAGGAGGAGGAAGAGGAGGACACAGGCUGUCUGAAGGAGCAGGUGAGUCUGCUGUCUGGUCACAUGACCGGGGUCAGGACCGCUCAGACGAGCCGACCCUCUCAGGACCACGACGCAGAGGAGCAGGAACAGAGGCUGACCACUGGAGGGCGCUGUAACGUCACGAAGGGCUUGGGGGCGGAGCUCCUGUCCAUGGAAGGACCCCUGGAAAGGAAACAGCAGCUGCAACUGGGGGGCAGGAGGGCCUCGUCCCGGGCCUGGGGCUCGCUCCACGCUGUCCUCCACAGACAGACUCUGUGCUUCUACCAGGACAGGAAGGACCUACUGAGGAGUUGUGUGUGCGGGCUGCCCCUGAACCUGGCUGGAGCCGAAUGUGCAGCUGCUCCGGAGUACAGCAAGAAGCCCAACUGUUUCAGUCUGAGGUUGCGUGAUGGGUCAGAGUACCUCUUCAGCGCCUCGUCACAUUUCCUGAUGAGGAAGUGGAUGAUGAAGAUCCAGGCUAACACAGGUCGCUGUGACCCCGUGACCUCAGUGUCUUCACCAGGUGGUCCAGCCCCUCCAGCCCCUCCCACCUCCCACUGUCACUGUCCGGCCCGCCAUGACCUCACUUCCUCUCUUCCACGGGCUGCUCCCAUUGGCUCAGUCCGGACCAAGGAGUUUGUAGUCCUGACCAGAGAGAGUGGAGCGGUGCUGGGUCCUCCCGGCUGGCAGGGGGCGCUGUCCCCACGCUCACACGCUGGCCGUGAUGAAGACCAUCCUGGCUCGCCCAGGAAGAUGGUGACAGGAGCACUGUGUGGGAGUCCCAAGGAGAGCAGUCCAUCCUCCCCUCUCUCUCCUCUCUCCCCUCUCUCUCCUCACUCCCCUCUCUCUCCUCACUCCCCUCUCUCUCCUCACUCCCCUCUCUCUCCUCUCUCUCCUCUCUCUCCUCUCUCUCCUCUCUCCGGCAGCCAUGACGGGCCGAGCCACAAGCGAAGUUCUCACUCCUUCACCUCAGCAACCUAUCAGAAGAUCAAACCUGUGAUGCUGCCCCCUGGAGUCCGAGGAGGGUCCUGCGGCUCCUGCUACUCGGUCACCCUGCUGAUCGGGGACAAGAAGACAGACGUCCAGGCCAGCAGCGCCGUCUCGCCCCGCAGGCUGGACAGGCAGGACUCCCCCCAGGACCCAGCUCCACGCGGCUACGCUAGCCUGCCACGCCCCCGCAACAAAUCAGUCUUCAAGAAGUUCUUUGGGAAGAAAGAUUGAAGUGCCGGAGCUCUGGUUGAGCUCUGAGGAUGUGGGGCUGGACUGUGUGACUGGUUGAGCUCUGAGGAUUCGGGGCUGGACUGUGGGUGACUGGUUGAGCUCUGAGGAUUCGGGGCUGGACUGUGUUUGACUGGUUGAGCUCUGAGGAUGUGGGGCUGGACUGUGGGUGACUGGUUGAGCUCUGAGGAUUCGGGGCUGGACUGUGUGUGACUGGUUGAGCUCUGAGGAUGUGGGGCUGGACUGUGUGACUGGUUGAGCUCUGAGGAUUCGGGGCUGGACUGUGUGUGAAUGUGCAGUGCACAUUUCAGAAGAGGGAAGAACUGACAUUUAUGACAUGCUGUAUUUAUGUUUGAAAGAUAUAUUGUGUGCAAAUCAUUUACAGUUUUUUUGUUUGUUUUUGUUUUGUGUGGUGUUUAGAGUGUGUAAAGUCAUUCGUUUUACUUCUUGGAAAUGAACUCAUGGGAACAUUGUUGUCCCGUAUCCUACCAAAAAAAAAUCAUCAUUCUUCUGUAUAACACAAUGCUUUUCAGUACAGAUGGAUCACUGUAUCCUUAUGACUUUGAGAACCACGCAUUUACAUAGAUACACACUUUCAUGAGAUUAUGCUCACUUCACUCAGUCUACAGUAUAUUCAGACAUGUCUUACACCACUUGCAGGUUUGUGUCUGUUGCAGAUCAAGGAGCAACAUUUCACAUCUAAUAUUUGCGGCAGUUUGAAACUGCCUGGCUUGUUUUGAUACUAUCACUGUACCUCCAUGAUCAGCGUUUGUGCUCUUUGCUAGAAGGUCAAAUAUUAAUAAACUAGUGCAAGAAG
Messenger RNA from Osmerus eperlanus (European smelt), 8194 nucleotides. RefSeq lists its product as uncharacterized. The transcript has 35 exons. Gene Ontology annotation, biological process: actin cytoskeleton organization; actin filament bundle assembly. The coding region runs from base 106 to 7380 and encodes 2424 amino acids. The record is from RefSeq and is a predicted model, not a curated record. Gene Ontology annotation, molecular function: actin lateral binding; phospholipid binding. Gene Ontology annotation, cellular component: cell projection; actin filament bundle; actomyosin contractile ring. NCBI's taxonomy places the organism in Eukaryota, Metazoa, Chordata, Actinopteri, Osmeriformes, Osmeridae.